This is a messenger RNA of Paramisgurnus dabryanus, 680 nucleotides long. RefSeq names its product small EDRK-rich factor 2b (gene serf2b). Lineage: Eukaryota; Metazoa; Chordata; Actinopteri; Cypriniformes; Cobitidae. The record is from RefSeq and is a predicted model, not a curated record.
CCUCUGCCGCAUUCAGAUGCAGCAUUGUCGUGAUUCUUUUGAAGCGUUUGAGGUCCGCCAGCCAUCACUAGAGCACGGGGUAACGCCUGGUUGAGCUUUGCGCUCAGGCGACAACAAAAGAGCAAUCAUGACGAGAGGAAAUCAGCGUGAACUUGCCCGUCAGAAGAAUGCUAAGAAGCAUACUGAACAGGCCAAAGGGAAGAAAAAGGAGGAUGGCCUCUCUGCAGCUGCUCGUAAGCAGAGAGAUGCUGAAAUCAUGCAACAAAAGCAAAAAAAGGCAACUGACAAGCCAGACACCAAUGCCAAAUAACCAGAGGAUGACAUCGUGACCAACAUGCCAUUUUGAAUUCCUGGCCUGAUAGUCUUUUUGUUAUGAAAAAUAUCUAUCAUUGUGUAGAUUUUGAGACCUUGAUUCUCUAAUGUUUCUCCUCAAAGUCCAUAAUAUGUUGGAAAGGGCAUAUCGCUAAUACAGUAUGUAACGAUUUUAUGUUGUUUUAUGUUUAGUAAUGGUGGAAUGGAGGAUAUAGUUCCUACUUUCGAAUAUUCAGAACAAGUAAAAUAAAUGGCACUUUCAAAACAUCUGGACUGGCAUUGCAAUUUCAUAUUUUUGUAUUAAGUGCCCUUCUUAAUAAAAUGUACAUUUUAAUUCACACCUUGUAAUUAAACUAUAUCUCUAAAAA